UUUUCGCUGUCUAUCUUUUUCGGUAAUUUGCCUCCGACUAUGUUGAAAAAUGUGAAAAUAAAUUGUGAAGUUCACCCCUGAUUUUUGCGGAUGCACUGCAGGACGAUCAUUUUAUAUAUGAUAAACAAUGCUUGUAAAUAUUGAGAAGAUACACUGUGCAGUAUUCUGUUGAGCGGCGUUUCAAAACGGUGGAGGGACCUCACCCAGGCCAAAAUUUGCGUACAUUGUGUCUGAUGCACUACAAAAUGUACAGCGAGUGUCCACAAUGUACAGCACCAGAAUUGGCUGAUUUGAUGGAAUUUUGUUCAUGUGACUUUACAAUUGAUCCAUAUAACCAUACUCUUGUGCGGUGAAUUAAUACUAGGAAAGAGAAUUGGAAUUCAAACUCAAAGACAAUUCGAUAAAAUCUAAUCGACGGCAACACACCGACGACGCCGUACUCCACUCCACGGUAUUGACGGAAGGCCUACCCAUCAGUUGGACAUUGACAAAGGCUUUAUUUGUUUCGUUUACAUGAUUAACACUUUGACCAGGCUAUAACAGUCUAAACAGUGCCAAAAUCAAAGGUAUAACAGACAAAAAAGUAGUCUACUCCUCUGGACCUGUUUCAUUUGUUAGACUCUCUGCCGCUUGAUUCAUUCAUCAGAAAAUUAAAAGGAAGACUCAAAGAUGGGGAAUAAACAUUCGUGCUGCUUUUUUGGAGGCGGGAGUGGUGGGAAGAAGCUGCAUGAAGAGAUCUAUCGUCCUGAACUGGAGCAGCACGAAAUAAUAGUCCGCCCAGCCAGCUCCACAAAUUUGCAACACAUCAGUGAGAGGGAGCCUGAGGACACAGAAGGGGAUCCAUCAAAUCAUCCAAAGACAGGGACGCUAUUUCUUGUUCUAGCCCUCAAUGAAAUACAGAAAAAUCACAGGCUAAGGAGGCGAAGUCAUUAUGAUAAUCACUUUAAUCGUCAUCACGGGCCUCUCGGGAAGAAGUACAGCUCCUGCUCUACAAUCUACAUUGAUGAUUCAACAGUCAGCCAACCCAAUUUGAAAAAUACGAUAAAGACAGUUGCACUAGCAAUUUACUUUCACAUAAAAAAUCGAGAUAAACGAAAUGGACCAUUUGGCACCACGCAAACAGUGCGGUACCUUGAUAUCUUCGACGAGAGUAAACAUCCUUUAUCAAAAGACAUGGUGCCUGAUGAUUACAGCAGCCGAGACCCAGAACACAAGGCCAUAUAUCGGUUUGUACGGACGUUAUUCAAUGCGGCUCAGUUAACGGCUGAGUGUGCAAUUGUCUGUUUGGUAUAUCUCGAGCGAUUAUUAACCUAUGCAGAGAUUGAGAUCUGCCCUGGGAACUGGAAACGUAUCAUUCUUGGCGCUAUUCUUUUGGCAUCGAAGGUUUGGGACGACCAGGCUGUGUGGAAUGUGGAUUACUGCCAGAUACUUAAAGAUAUUACCGUUGAAGAUAUGAAUGAACUUGAACGCCAGUUCCUCGAACUGCUACAAUUCAAUAUCAACGUCCCCUCCAGUGUUUACGCCAAGUACUAUUUCGACCUGCGGGCACUCGCUGAUGCCCAUGAUCUCAACUUCCCGCUGGAGCCGUUAAGUAAAGAACGAGCAUUGAAAUUAGAGGUACACGCAUUAUCAACUGUGUGUGCGGACAAAUUACGAGAGACGAUACGAAUUGAACUCAAGCGAUCAACGAGUCUAGAUGGAAUGACUUUGUUGCCAAAAAUGAGCAAAGCAAUCAUAUCAUGAUAAUUCUUAAUAAAUUAGGUCGAAGGUCAACUCUUAAGGUGACCUCUUAGUCAAGGUCGUGUAUUAGCUGUGACCUCAAAGGUCAAUAUAAGUGUUGAAUCAACUGGUUCAAAGUCAGCUGCAGUGGUGCGACCUUCAAAACAAGGUCAAAGGUCAAUAAAAUGGAAUCGACAGGUUCAAGGUCAAAGGUGCGACCCUCGUUUGAGGAGGUCUGUGAUGUGAUCUUGCAAUAAAGGUCUGGUUCUUUGGUGCGACUUUAUGCUCUUGUUCAAAGGAAACUUUUAUAAUUGAAUGUGGGAAACGGAUUCAAAUCAUGUGAGUAUUGCAUGAAUCAACAGGGCAGCCAAAAGGGUCUGGUUGCUGUGAAACCUCUGCCAAUCAUUGUCAGUGAGGCUAUUUCUGUUGGGGUAGCAGAAUUUGCUUGGUCAAGUAACCGAUAUUUCUAUGUUUGGUGGUUUUAGUUUUAGAAUAAAAGAGAUUUGUCACAGGAAUUCCUGUUUUGUUUGGUAUUUUACUGGCUACCCUUCUGGGCUGUGAAUUACAGGCAUUAGAAUACUUGUAUUUGUGCAUUUUUUAUUCACAGCUAGAGACAGCGGUGUGACGUUACUGACGAUCACCACCUGAGAUCCUAGUCGAUGGAGCCCAUCUCAAUGUUGGUCAAAUGCCACGUUUCACAGCACCAUUUCUAUGUAAUUUGUACAGUGUUUGUACAUAGGUGAGGUUUUUUGCACUCUAGAUGUUUGCAUACAUGUAUGCAUGGUUGAGAAAAUGCACACUUAAGAUUUGAUCUUUGUGAAGUCCUCAAAAUGAUUGUGUGAGUCGUAUGAACUUCCUAAGUUGUUUUAAUGCUACCUGAAGCCUAUGAUACUCUAGUUAAACGACAGAUAACGUGAUGCUACUAAUGAGUUUCUUACGAAGUAAUUAAUAUUUGGAUCAGUUUUUCUCAGCGGAUGCGUUCUUAAGUCCAUGUCUCAAUCAAUUCUCAAGCGACUGACAAGUGUGAAAUAAAUUAUUUAAAGGUUAUGUUGUGCACAAUAGCAUUCCGCGAAGAUGACGUCACUGCAGCUGCUGCCCUCUAUUUCCCCAUCGCUGAAUUACAGGCAAUGUCGGACAAAUAUGCGGUUUCGUAUUGGAUUCAGGCUUUCUAACUAGGGCAGUUAGAUUCAAUCUGGCACAUGUCCGAGUGUUGGAAAUACAACAUAAUUGUUCUGAAUAUUUCUCUCUCUCACUCUAGGUAUCAUUCAUGCUAAAAACAAUGCAGGGUCAAAGAUAAUUGACUUUGAAAUAAACUCAAAUGCGUAGAAACAAGUGUCGAUGUCCGACUGUCACGUGACUAAAACGUCAUCAAUAUCUUAUGCAAAUGACCUUGUGAGCUAUAAAUAGUAACUUCGCGGGAUGCUAUUGGUUAAGGCCUGGCAAGUAACUUAUUAUUUGUGUCUGACCCAAAGUGCCUGUUGUUGCCAGAGUGGGGGCAAUGUGAAAUUGUGAUAAUUUGCCAUGUGACAGAACAUUGACAAUUUAUCCAUUGCACCUCUUCUGUCAAGUACGUGAUGGACUCGGGGUCGAUUUGGCUCUUAGGUGCUUUGAAAUGGCUGUAAUCUUUGCUUGGUAGAAAUAGACGGUUAUUUCCCGACUUGCUGAUGAUGGUUGGAAGUAUGACUGUUAAGUGCCGUCUUCAGCUGGCUGGGGAAAAUGGCUGUAUUAUCGGUAAUGAGAUUUAAAGCUGCAGGCUAUUUAUUUUAAAUUACCAGGGUAAUGGUUCACAAAAAUUUCCCCUGGGGAAAAUCCUUUGCAGUUAUAGAAGGUCGGUAGAAACUGACAACUUGUUUACUUAAGAACCUUUGAGAUUUGUCCUGGGUUGCUAUCUUAACUAGGUUUUUCCAAUGUUUGACGUCGGGAAAUUAGCCCCAACAGUCCUGGUACCCAACACUCUUAGGGACAUGAGGUCUUUUCCAACACUGUCCGCCGAUAGGUCCCUGAAGUCCCUCUUGUGGUGUUUUAGUAAUAUGUGCUUCAGUUGGGAGGAGAAAGUCUGUCUGGGCAUAGUCGGCGUGUGGUAAUUAUGUGAUUUUUCUACAAGUUAUAUUGCAUUUAUGUUUUUUCAAACUUUUUUUUACAAUACAAGGAUUGAGGAUGUUCACAGCUAGCAUGGCUAGGGUAGGGCAAACCUCAAAAUCAUGACCUCAAAUAUUAAUGCUUUCGUAUGUUACCUGGGCUGUCAAGGGGGUAUUUUUUACUUGAAAAGUGGUUUUCAUGUGCCAGGCAUAAGAUAUGAUCACAGUUUGGUAGGUCAGAAGUAGGCCCACUCAAAUGCUUAUCACAGAUUUUGUAGCACAAAAGUGGUACUUCGGAGGGUUGGCAAAGCUUCUUAAGCGAAUGCCAAUGCCUACUGUUCAAUCUUCUAAUAAUGAUGUCUGAAUUCAGGUUGCUGAUGACUUUGUUAUCGAUCUGAAAAGUUUUGCCAUUUCAGUGUAAUUCCUGUCUUGACUGGGUCUGGUUACAUUAUGAUUGAACCAAUACGUCUGGUUCAAUCCUUGUAGAAUAGCCACUGUAAAUUAAAUGUGAAUUUUUGUAUAAUUCAUGAACUUGUAAAUGUAUGUAUUGUUUCGCAAUGCAGAA
Messenger RNA from Lineus longissimus, 4362 nucleotides. Its product is annotated as cyclin-Y-like protein 1. Gene Ontology annotation, molecular function: cyclin-dependent protein serine/threonine kinase activator activity; protein kinase binding. Gene Ontology annotation, cellular component: plasma membrane. Bases 670 to 1743 code for a protein of 357 amino acids. The transcript is spliced from 8 exons. Lineage: Eukaryota; Metazoa; Nemertea; Pilidiophora; Heteronemertea; Lineidae. Gene Ontology annotation, biological process: regulation of canonical Wnt signaling pathway; regulation of cyclin-dependent protein serine/threonine kinase activity. The record is from RefSeq and is a predicted model, not a curated record.